Cladophialophora psammophila CBS 110553 is the source of this 4164-nucleotide messenger RNA. RefSeq lists its product as uncharacterized. The transcript has 2 exons. NCBI's taxonomy places the organism in Eukaryota, Fungi, Ascomycota, Eurotiomycetes, Chaetothyriales, Herpotrichiellaceae. The coding region runs from base 1 to 4164 and encodes 1387 amino acids. Gene Ontology annotation, biological process: regulation of transcription by RNA polymerase II; protein demethylation. The record is from RefSeq and is a predicted model, not a curated record. Gene Ontology annotation, molecular function: histone demethylase activity; transcription coregulator activity.
AUGCCUACCUCGACCGUCUGGCGCCGCAGCCACGAUCUGGCAGGACCGCAAGGUGCGAGCCCUCUGCGCCCAUCCGCCGAAUUCAUUGAGCGCCUUUCCCCUGAUCCCAUUUUCGGAUCCCCUACGUUCGACUACCCUUCGCAUCUCCUACGUCCUUCGCCUGAAAGCGGCUUCUCAUUGAGAGGACUCGGCCUCUCCGAUAUUGGAACACUCAAAACAAAUGAAUCCGCCGCACAACCAGAUCACCUAUACUACGAUCACAACGGCGCCGUUCACGUUGCGGGCAGGACGAAAGGUGGCGCGGGUACACACAAUGGACGCGCUCGAGUCGGAUCGCUGGAUUGGGCAACGAGAAACGCUCAUCCUGCCUCGGGCUUCUUGCAAGACAGUCGACGCAUUCAUGGAAAGGGACAUACGCGCUCCGGCUCUACGAUCGAUGACCUCGCGACCGCCGCAAUUGCAACUAGCCCUGUUUUGGCUGAAGCAAGCACCUUUUCUCUUUUAAAUGGAAGCUCAAACACUGCUACUCGCCCUUCUACAUCCUAUAUUCGUCGCUAUAGUCAUGACGGUCCAUCAAAUGGUCCGCCCGCGAAGCGCAUCAAAUCCGAGCGAUUACCUAGCUUCGAAUGGUCGCCUCGCGCAGAGAGACCGAAAACGAGUGGUGGCUAUAGCAGUAAACCCGAGGUCGAUCACGAAGAUGCGCUUCUAUUGCUUGAGUUGAAGAACGAGGUCAAUUUCAAAAACCUUACAAAUACCCCCAAGCUUGAUACGAUGCCUGAACACCAGCUAUCGACAUCUCCUACCUCUCCCCAGUCACCUUCAACCCUACGGAACCCGCAAAGGAGCCCGACCACACAACUACAUCAGAGCAUGAAGAGUCGGUCCGGAGAACAAUACAUAUUUGAAGGUCUAUCUAAUCAAGGGGACGUGUUAGUGGCAGACGGUCCCGAAUCAAUACACAUAGAAGCUGCGAUUGGGGAAAUGGUUCGGGAUGCUCAAGCUCGGGGGACUAGAGAAACUCACGCCGCAGCUGACUCUCUGCCACCAGUAGCCGAAGAACCACUUGAGUCUACACUUGCUGAAACAGAGCCGCUGCCGAAGAAGCACCGUCAAAUCAGGCCGGAACAGCAAGCCGAAGUCUGCGCGGCAUGUCAGCGUUUACAAUUAGACACUGUGGAUGACGAUGACACUUCUACGUUCUGGAUCAGUUGUAACGCUUGCAAACGCUGGUUUCAUGCAGAAUGUGCUGGUUUCAAGACAAAGGCAGAGGCAAGAGGCGUGGACAAGUAUAUCUGCAAAGAUUGCGAACCGAUCCAUGGGCCGACUACAUACGUGCGAAAGUCGUCCCGUCCUAGGACUGCCAUUGACUAUGCUGGUCUCAACCAAGGAGUGGUCAAGUCAUCUGCAGAGACGUCGACUCACCACUACAUCCAACGGCUCAAAGAAGGCAAGAUGAACGUCCUACCGGAUGAUUUCGCUCGAAUCAGGCCAGAACUGCUUACAAUGGAGUUCAUGGAAAGUUUUGAGGGAUUCAAACGACCCUUUGUGGUUCCCGCCGAAUGGAACCCUCGAUUUGGCGUAAGGCCGGUACCUGUCGAGCGCGAUUCAGAUCCUCCCGCGAAAGAUUCCACAACUUUCACACUCAUCAAUAGUGCAGGAGGAGAAGCAGGUUCCGAUACCGCGUCACCGCCGGAGGUGGACGAAGAAGAGGUUAUUGAUUGUGGCCAGGACUUACUGGACAUGGUAAUUCCACGCGAAUUGACAGUCCGAAAAGUGGCCGAGCUUUGCGGCCCUGAGGAAUCUGUACCCGUGAUCGAUGUUAAGUCUCAAGAGACCAAGGGCCAUUUCACGCUCCAACAAUGGGCAGACUAUUAUGAGCUUGAGGGCGAAAAGCCUAUCCGAAACGUUAUCAGUCUCGAAGUUUCACACACUCCACUUGGCAGACUGAUCCGACGGCCCAAAGUGGUUCGAGAUCUUGAUCUGGACGACCAUGUUUGGGAGGCUGACGCGGAGACCCGAAUCAAGAAAAAACCAGUAUCGUUCUAUUGCCUGAUGUCUGCUGCCGACAGCUACACAGAUUUCCAUAUUGAUUUCGGGGGCUCCUCUGUUUAUUACCACAUCCUGCGAGGUAGGAAGACGUUCUUCUUCAUUCCGCCAGAAGACAAAUACCUCAAGAAGUAUGAAGAAUGGUGCAACUCUGACUCGCAGAAUGAGACUUGGCUUGGAGACCUGUGCGGGGGCAACUGUACAAGAGUUGACCUUCACGAGGGAGAUACAGCAUUUAUCCCCGCGGGUUGGAUUCAUUCUGUUUGGACUCCCGAAGACAGUUUGGUGAUUGGCGGCAACUAUUUGACUCGUCUGGACUAUGACAUGCAGUGCAAGGUCGUCAACAUCGAGAAGGUGACCAAAGUUGCCCCAAAAUUCCGCUAUCCAUAUUUCCAGAAAGUCAUGUGGUAUGCGUUGAUCAAAUAUCUCGAUGAAGAUCCGCUUCCCGAAGAAGUUUUGAAUGACUUCCACGACGAUCCCGACUAUGUCUUCUUGCGAGCAAACCCGAUUUGGCACGAAGUCGGAGAGUUUGAAAAUACAGCGGAGCCCGGUGAUCCAGCUUACAAUUCGAGGUAUUAUCCGAAAUCCGAGGUGAGCGGCUGGCCAGCACUACGAGAUUUUCUGUAUCGUACAGCUCGAAUAGAUGCGGGUUUGCCUGUGCCAGACAUUACCAAGAGACAGAUCGAUGCUGUCAAGGCGUCUAUACCCAAGGGAUAUGGCGAUCCACUCGUGAUGAUUAAAAACUUCGCAAUCUGGUGCGCUUGGAAGAUUGGCAACACCACCGCACCAGACUGGGUCUACUCAGAUUUUGACUUGGACCUAGAAGAGGCAGAGACAGCGAAGAAACCCGAGCCAAUCCGUCCGUCCGGAGAGCGAAGUUCACCUCGAAAAGCAGCACAAGCGCAGGCACAGGUGCAAGCGCAAGCUAAGGCACAGACACCUGCCAAAACCGGACCCAGAGGGAACGGGUUGAGAGUCGCUUGUGAGCCUUGUCGGAAGCGACGUAUAAAAUGCCGACAUAAGUCUGGUGGUGAAACACCUCGCCGAACGCCAGAGAUUCGACCAAGAAGCUUUUCCAGCACCGAUCAUCAUCCCCUGGCGGGCGCUGGAGCGUUCACCAACGGCACCAUGGGGGAUGCUUUAUCUCCGGAAGCACGAAUAUCGGACGGUGUCGGUACAGAAGUGACACAAUCUGACCCUCAGUCAUCCUCGAAGAAAAGCCGGAGCAAAGCCUGUGAAGACUGCAGGAAGAGCAAACGUCGUUGUGUACAUGAUCAAUAUGGCCGCAUCGAUCCUGCCAAAGUAGCAGAGCCCUCGAAGCCCCGUGGAUCGGCGAACGCGAAACGAGCCACGCAGGCCAAUGACGAGGUUAGACAAACAGGACCAGAGAUUGACAAUCUAGAGGACUUAAUUGAUCCCGCCUUGACCAAUGGUGACGCCUCUCAAUUAGCCAAUGAUGCUAAUGAGGAGGCGUACCCUACGCCAGGACCUUCGAAGAACGAGUGCCCUGCUGACGAUACCAAACACGAAGACGGGGAUGUUUCCCUGACGAACGGGGUCAGUCAAGAAUCGGUGCCAAUCGAUCCGGCCCUAGGGAAUACCGAGGAAGAAGCAACACCCAUCAAAAUUGAGCGUGAUCAGACCGCAGUGUCGGCGGAUUCGAAUCAAAACGGCAACGUUGCCACUCCGACUACGAUUCCAAAUGGAGGAUCGGUUAAAGGCGAAUUUUCUGGUCCUAACACUUGGUCGCGUGGGUCGAGGCAGUCGUCUCGGCAACCCAAGCAAGUAGAAAGAUACACGCCCGAAGAUAAAAGGUCGCCCAGCAAGCCAUAUCCAAAGCCGCAAAGGAACGAUCGACGGGCUUCCAGUGCUGCAAGCGCACAGACAGUGGUGACGGUUAUCAAAAGCGAACGCUCAUCAAGCAACACUUCGAGUACCACGCACCAAAUGGCGGGCAUGAUCGCCAGCAGACGUAGUGCGUCUCGCGAAGCCUCCGUCCGACCCGUUAGCAGAGGAAGUACAGGCGGAGAAAGCGACAUGAACGCAGACGAAAGGUUUGCAAGAGAGCUUCAGGCGGCUGAAAAUGGGUUAAGGCGACGGACCAGUAUGAGGGCUUAG